AUGAGUCAAGUAGGUACUUCGGUAAAAAUCAUCAACAACGACACCCCCAUAGUAAUUUCCCGUAUCGAUUCGGCCACUGAAGCCCUACAAAAACAGGCCGACAUCGUGUCACAUUUGACACAAAUUGAAAACAGCACUGAAACAUUGAAGACCAACGUCACUAGCCAACUGAGAUCUGAUUCAAAUGAAACUGCACCAAACAAAACUGAAGCCGAAGAUAUUCCAUCUUUCUCAGAGUGGGCCCAAAAACACUUGGAAGAAGCGGAAAAAAACCAUCUCAACCUUACAAUAAAUACAACAAAAAGUACCAAGUUGCGCUGGAAAAAUUAUGCCUCAGUUGAUUGUGGGGCAAAAGUCAUUUUGGCCAAUCAGGAAGCGCAACAUACUUGGGCCAUUUUGGUUGGUUCUCGAGACGAGUACAUUUUAAACCCUUGCAACAGCCGCAGCAUUUGGUUUAUUGUUGAACUUUGUGAGGCGAUUCAAUUGAAGAAAAUCGAUUUGGCCAACUUUGAACUUUUUAGUUCUUCGCCUAAGGAUUUUGCUGUAUAUAUAAGCGACAGAUUUCCUACAAGGGAUUGGAGUUUGGUGGGCCAAUUUACAGCCAAAGAUGAGCGCAACGUGCAAAACUUUGACAUAAACUCAGAAAGUUUUGGCAAAUACGUAAAAGUGGAAAUCAAAUCGCAUUAUGGCUCAGAACAUUAUUGUCCUUUAACAUUGUUCCGUGCCUAUGGCAUGUCAGUAUUUGAAGCAUUACAAAAAGAUGAUCCAGGGACAUACUGA
Ceutorhynchus assimilis (cabbage seed weevil) is the source of this 780-nucleotide messenger RNA. The record is from the annotation of a GenBank genome assembly. Lineage: Eukaryota; Metazoa; Arthropoda; Insecta; Coleoptera; Curculionidae.